Pleuronectes platessa (European plaice) is the source of this 1088-nucleotide messenger RNA. RefSeq names its product transmembrane protein 138. Lineage: Eukaryota; Metazoa; Chordata; Actinopteri; Pleuronectiformes; Pleuronectidae. The record is from RefSeq and is a predicted model, not a curated record. The annotation marks the transcript as partial. The transcript is spliced from 4 exons. Gene Ontology annotation, cellular component: cilium.
AGUCCGCCCGGGCGCCCAGCCUUCGGGCCGGAGACGCUCCAGACCAGCAACUACUCCCUGGUGCUGCUGAUUCAGUUCAGCCUGCUCUCCUUCGACCUGUUUGUCAACUCGUUCAGUGAACUGCUGAGGACUGAGCCGGCCGCGCAGCUGGUGCUUUUCAUAAUCCAGGACAUUUCCAUCCUGUUUAACGUGAUCAUCAUUCUGCUGAUGCUGUUUAACACCUUCGUGUUCCAGGUCGGCCUGGUCGCCAUAUUGCUAGAGCGGUUUAGAAUGCUGCUAAUGCUCUCUGCUCUCUACCUGACCUUCAGCAUCAUACUCCACUCCUGGCUUAUGAAUCUGCGUUGGCAGAAUACCAACAGAUUUGUGUGGACAGACGGUCUUCAGGUGCUGUUUGUGUUCCAAAGAGCAGCUUCUGUGUUGUACUACUACUUCUACAAGAGGACCGCGGAGUACCUGGGUGACCCUCGUCUCUACGAGGACUCACCGUGGCUGCGAGACGUCUUCGCUCAGGUCAGACAGUGACCACACGAUGCCACAGACGCCAGAACCAGAGCACGGAUGGAACAAUUUACACAACAUGUGGAAAGAUUUCUUUUAUUUGAAAACAUAUAAGGGCAAAAGUGAGCACCUCCAUACAUUUGUUUUUAAAGAUACAGAGAAUGUAUAGUUGAUGCUUAUGCAGUCAGUUUCAUUUAGGAAGCAAUAAUAUUGAAAGUAUUCUGGUCUAAAAAUGAAUUUCUUGAAGCGCAGGUGCCAAAAUCGGGCAGGAUUUUUCUUUAGAACAUUAAGGCCAGAACGUCUCGAGAGUCCUGUUUUGCUGUAUGAAGAUAAACGUGAAUGAAAAGAUUGUUCCUGUUACAUUUGUUAGAAUUCUGUUGGUAUUCUGUCACCACAUGCCCUUUGUUCUUUCCUUUUUAUAAUGCUAUGAAUUUUUUAAAAGACUAUUCUGCAUUUUAUUUAUUUGUAUUUGCAAUUGUUUGUGUGGAGCUUUGAGUUUGUGUUGCACUGUCAAUAUUGAACUUCAACUAUUGAGGCUUUGGCUUAGUCUUUGAUUUGCACUGUCUGGAAAACGGGAUUAUUUACGUGAA